UUUAUGAUUGUGAUUGGUUCACUCGAAGUUAUUUUAAAGAAGAAUUAGAUAUUGAUCAACCCGAUCCAAUCAAAGUAAUAGAAGUUAAUGAUUCAGAUUUUUCAAAUAGGGCUAAGGUGAUAAAUUUAACAAAAUUUGACUAAAGAUAAUUUCAUUUUGUAUUUUUACAAACUCAGACAAUACCACCGUAUACGGGAAUUGGCGAUCCAGACGAUACAAGACAGAACUGCUUGUCCCUAAUGCCAAAACCACCUAGAACUUAUGACUUUGUCACAUAUGUUCUAAACUCGGAUAAGAAAUUACGAUUCAAAUUGAAAUUAAUGGGGAUAAGAGAAGAUGAUAAAUUUCGUGAAUUUAUAAUGACGUUUUGUCUUGGUAACGACCAUAUUACAAUACAAGAAAUAGCUUCUGGGAAAAAUAGUGGGUUUGGUAAAGGUAAGUUUAUGUCAUCUAUUCGACUUCGUAAACCAGGCACCAGUGUUGAUGAUCAAAAAUUUUAUGGGACCAAAGAUUUUGCACUUGGAGCACAGAUACAUGUUAGAGGAAUAGUGUUUAUUAUUACUGGUUUAGACUUAUGGACUUACAACUACAUGAAUGAUCAUCCAGAAAUGUUCACCAAGGAAGCUAUCGAAGGAGCCCAAAAAUAUAUCGAAGAUGAAGGCUUAUUGAAUAAACAAGAAACUACUACGAUUGAGAAUGUCAAUAAAAAUUUAGAUGUCGAUGAUACUAAAAAUUUAUUUGGAAAAGAAGUAGUUGUUGAAAAAAUUGAUUAAGAAUUUAAAUUUACGAUCUCUAUAAAUUUUAUUUUUUUUAACGUUUUUUUAUUUUAUUUGAAUUAAUUGCAUUACUAAAAAACCCUUAUUGUUGAUAUUAAAGACACCUGGCAGUUGGAAUUUAAUUUUUGUAUUUCAAAGAAAGAUAAAUAGUACACUUGUGUCUAAUAUCCUUAAUACUGGAUAAAAAAUUAGUUGACGUUUGACUUAAACAUUUAUAGUAAAUGGUUUAUUUUUGAAUAAUAAUAUAUCCUUAAUUAUUUUCAUGGGAUCUUAAAAACAUUUCAAUCCUAAGUCAUUAAUUACCUCCUAGAAGUGCCAAGUUUUCUUGAAUCUCUAUUGCACAUUGUGUAGGACGGUUCGUGACCAAUUUUUACGCGUUUUGCCAAAAGUUUUGGAAACAAUAUAUGCUUUUCAUAUCUAUAAUAAUAAUCAAAUGGAAAUAUUAAUACAACAGUUAAUACAAUAUUUUUCAAUACUAACAGUUGGUAUAUCGGUUACUGAUAUAUUUAUAUACAUAUAUUAGUAAUUUAAGUUUAAACGUUUAUUAUUAUAUUGUCAUAUUGAUUAAAGAGACAUAAAUUCAAUAAAUAUUACCUGUAAACAUCAUUGUAUGUAUUUCCAUAUGUGAAUACUCCAAGAAGGGAAGAAUGAGCAUGUACAUCUAUAACUAAAUCUAAUUCCAUUUUCUAGAAAAAUAAAUUGAAAUUUCACUGUUAAAUAAUGAGCAUAUUUGAAUCUAUAACUCUAUUUCACGUGAUCUACAUGACUAUUACCAAUUAUUCAACUCUGCCUUGGUGUAUUACAGUAUUUGAAAUACAUAGUUAUAUUUAUUUUGUUAAAUUAUCUUAAUCUAGUGUUUAUGUGUCUCAAUGAAUGAUACAUCUUUAUUUUUUGUAAAUUCUGUAAGUACAUUUAUUACUAUCUUCUUAUCACUUAUAUAUAUAUAUAUAACAUAUUUUAUA
Daktulosphaira vitifoliae (grape phylloxera) is the source of this 1738-nucleotide messenger RNA. Its product is annotated as EF-hand domain-containing protein 1-like. Bases 240 to 773 code for a protein of 177 amino acids. Lineage: Eukaryota; Metazoa; Arthropoda; Insecta; Hemiptera; Phylloxeridae. Gene Ontology annotation, molecular function: alpha-tubulin binding. Gene Ontology annotation, biological process: mitotic spindle organization; cilium-dependent cell motility; mitotic cytokinesis. The transcript is spliced from 2 exons. The record is from RefSeq and is a predicted model, not a curated record. Gene Ontology annotation, cellular component: axoneme; mitotic spindle.